CGCAACCGCCGCAGGGCGUCUUUUGGCAGCUGUAUUCAAUGCAAUUCCUUGUUCCUUGUGUCAAUACCUCGUUAGUCUCGUCUCCCCGCGUCCCGCUUGAUUCUCCUACAGACCCCACAGCUGAGAACUCAUAACCGCAAUGACAUCUCUGAAUCAGUCUGGGGACACUCAGUUCACCGUGUUUAUUCGCCUGCCCUUCCCCAGAGGCGACUUUGUGGAUCCCCCGCCGGUAGAGUGGAAUGCUGCCAAGGACCAGGCGCUUUGGGAUAUUCUCUCGCGCCCGUCAAAGGGGGAUGGUCUAGACUGGAAGGCAUUGGCGGAUCAUUUCGAAGUCACACUCCAGUUCUUGCUCCAACAGGCAGCAUGGCUGUACGACCGGCAGCUGUCGCAGGUGCGUGCCCAGAUCCUCAAAGUGGGCACCACGCAAUCGAGCUCUCCGUCUCCCGCUCCUGGCUCGGUAUCAAAUAGCACGGCUCUGGGCCAACUAAAUAAAGGGUCUACGACUUCGGUCCCUCGAGCCCCAAGUCGCCUUGCAGGACAGCAGAAAGACACGCCCCCGCAGCGAGCCCCCAUUCCCCGUCGCACCAGCUCAGCAACUACCGUAAACCAGGUCAAAGGUACCCGGGAGUCACAUCGCAACGAUACGCCCGUUGCGGAGCUACGGGAGCCAAGGCGUGAAAGUCACGACCAUCGACCUUCAAUCAGCAAACAUGAACAAGUCCCAGCACCACUGGCUUCAAAAUCGCCCGCCAUCAAGGAGGACGAUCUAAUAUCCAGCUCAUCUGAAUCUGAAUCGUCCGACGAUGACAAGGUAGGAAGUCGUCGUGGUCUCCGGUUCAAGCCGCCCUUCGGGAAAUUCUCAACCCACAAACCCGGCCUAAGAGACGAUCUCGAGGACGAAGACGACGAAUCCCCUGCCUUCCUUCCAGAACCAAGCAACGACCACCACCACCACACAUCGAAACAGGAUCUCAGCGCUACCUUACGAACAAAAUCCAACGCCGAAGACCUCGCCGCGUCCCGUCGUCGCCCGCACCAUCCUGCCUCACGAACGUCCGUCACGACAGAAUCAUCCGCCAGCUCCACCAGCUCCGGAGUCCCAGUCACGCACCCUCUGUCUCACAGACACCGACCGCUGAAUCAAAGCGGGGGACCGACGAGUCCUCGACGGCCAGGAGACAUGGCUCCUUUUAGUCCGCGACGGUCGCUUAUCUCUGGCAGGGAGACAAGCGACGGGACUCCGAGUAUGGGAAGCAGCUUUAGCGAUUUAGACGAUGCCAGCGUAACCCAGUCAGCACUCGAAGAAGCUCUGAUGAGUAACAUGCAGCACGGUGGAAUGGCCAGUCGAAUGAGUACGUUCAGUCAGGCUAUACGGAGUCGGUAUCUCGGGCGGACGGAAGACAGGUUCUCGUAGGAUGAUGAUGAUGCUACAGUCGAGGAUGGUACAACUGCGUAGUGGCAUCGUCUCAUAGCAGACACCUACACGUUCUAGAAGGGGGGGGGGUUGGUUUCUCGCAUGUCGCGUUUCUGCACAAUGAUAUUAUAUUCUUGGUGGCGUUUAUUUCCGCCCAGUUAUGGCUAUACCUUCUUCGAUUUCUGUCUAGUUCUUUCCCUCCAGAUGGCUUUUACGUGGUCUAAUAGGAGGAGGAUAUCGCUUAAUGAAGUGGAAACGCAUAUCU
This is a messenger RNA of Aspergillus heteromorphus CBS 117.55, 1679 nucleotides long. RefSeq names its product multidomain presynaptic cytomatrix related protein. The record is from RefSeq and is a predicted model, not a curated record. Gene Ontology annotation, cellular component: phagophore assembly site. NCBI's taxonomy places the organism in Eukaryota, Fungi, Ascomycota, Eurotiomycetes, Eurotiales, Aspergillaceae. The coding region runs from base 140 to 1414 and encodes 424 amino acids. Gene Ontology annotation, biological process: autophagosome assembly. The transcript is spliced from 7 exons.